Molecule: messenger RNA, 1258 nt
Organism: Brassica napus (rape)
Lineage: Eukaryota; Viridiplantae; Streptophyta; Magnoliopsida; Brassicales; Brassicaceae
Product: nitrile-specifier protein 1-like
Exons: 1
Biological process (GO): nitrile biosynthetic process
Cellular component (GO): nucleus; cytosol
Molecular function (GO): enzyme regulator activity; protein binding
Source: RefSeq, a predicted model, not a curated record
AUAACGUAUAAGGUGGUGCAAAAUGGAAAGGGUCCAGGGCAAAGAUGCUCACAUGCCAUAGCAAAAGUAGGAAACAAGAUUUACUCCUUUAGUGGCGAGUUCACACCGAAUGUGCCUAUUGAUAAAGACCUUUACGUCUUUGACCUCAAAACCGGGAAAUGGUCCAUUGCUCCAGCCACGGGAGACAUUCCACACCUCUCCUGCUUAGGCGUCCGAAUGGUGUCAGUUGGAACAACCCUCUAUGUCUUUGGAGGCCGAGACGAUUCCCGAAAAUACAACGGUUUCCAUUCUUUUGAUACAACUACGAAUAAGUGGAAACAGCGAACUCCCGUGGAAGAAGGACCCACUCCUCGUAGCUUCCACUCUAUGGCAGCCGAUGAGAACCACGUUUAUGUUUUCGGUGGAGUGGGUGGUAAGGAGCGGCUCAAGACCCUGGACGCUUACAACAUCGCUGAUCAGAAGUGGGUUCAGUGCGGGACUCCAGGAGAAUCGGUUAGCAUAAGAGGAGGAGCCUCCUUCGAAGUAGUGCAAGGGAAGGUUUGGGUGGUUUAUGGAUUCAACGGAUGUGAAAUAGAUGAUGUUCAUUACUAUGACCAUGUUAAAAACAAGUGGACCCAAGUACAAACAUUUGGUGAGAAGCCUUCUGCGAGGAGCGUUUUCGCUAGUGCGGUUGUUGGGAAGCACAUUGUGAUAUUUGGAGGUGAGAUAGCGAUGGAUCCACAAGCUCAUGUAGGCCCGGGACAAUUGAUGGAUGGGACUUUUGCGUUGGAUACAGUGACGUUGAAGUGGGAGAGGUUAGAUAAGUUCGGUGGAGAGGAGGAGGAGACAAAUAAUGGGACAAGAAACCCUUUUGGAAGCCACAAGAAGAAGAACAAAGAAGAGAAUCAGGAGACUCCGGCUAUCAGGGGAUGGGCAGAUUCCACGUGUGCAACAAUUAAUGGUAAGAAAGGGCUCCUGAUGCAUGGUGGCAAAGCUCAGACCAAUGACCGUUUUGACGAUCUCUUCUAUUAUGAUUUUAACUCUGCUUAAACGCCGUUAAUUUGAUCAUUACCGUUUGUGGUUGUUUGUGUUGUGUUUGUGAUUCAACAAGGGAGGAUCGUGAUACCAUAUGAUCCUUCUUCAUCAUUUUUUCCCUAUCGGUAUGUUUGUUUUGUGUGUGCGAUUCAAUAAGGGAAGGUCUGCAUGUUUUUUUUCUGUAAACCUGUUAUAUUUAUUUAAGAGUUAUUCUUGGGUUCACGUACACCACCAACCAAUAGAA